AGCAGGUGCCUAGGCUGUUUCCCGAUAGGCCGAAACCCACCAGUCAAACUUAAUGCCAUCACGACUUUUGCUGGUCUCGCUCUGCUUUGCCGCAACGAAAACAUCUAGAAUAUCGACAACAGGAAGAGAAAAAAAAUCCAGCCAAUACAGUCCAGAUCUGGCCGUAGACGUAUAAACAACAAACACAAAUGACUGCACCUUCCCGGCUAGACCUCCUGGCCGAGGUGCCCGACGAUGUGAUCCUCGUCAUCUUUGCGCACAUGGAGACGGCGAGGGACAUGGUGAACCUCGCCGGGAGCUGCAAGAGGCUGACGCAGCUGCUGAGGGAGAGGGGCUGGCGCAUCUUUGCCCGCACGCGGUUCCCCUCGCUCCAAAUCCCGCGGGAGCAGACCCUCAAGAACCCCGAGCUGUCGUGGGCCAUGCUGGCCGAGUCGCUCACCUACCAGAGCCGCUGCUGGGACAGGAGGUCGCUCAACUUCACCGCCACCGUGUCGCUGCCGCCCGCGGGGGCUACCUUUCAUCACCGGCAGGCCCAGCGCUGGCCGUCCCGGUGCGACGCGCACUAUGACGUCGACACCCGCUCCGAGCUGCUCGUCUGGAGCGAGGGGGAGGGUUUCUGUGCGCGAGAGCGCCGCAUCGUCGAUGAUGGAUGGGGAGAGGACCGCGCGUUUGCUCGAUUCCAGGGUCGGGACCAUGGGCUCUUACCGGGGAGGGACGAUAUUGUCGACCUUUCCGUCGUCGAUGGUGGCCUGCACGACCUGCAGCGCAAGGGCAACGCCGUGCUUGCGGCGAGAGCUAGCGGAUGGCUCGAUCUAAGAUCGGCUGAGCAGGGCGACCUAGGUACGCUGCUGGCCACUUUCAGGCCGAGGCAGGCCAGGGGCUGGCGUGAAUCGGAUUCAGCGGCCGGUAGGGUUCUCGGGCAGUCGUCGUUGCUGUCCAUGGAUGUGUCGGGCCCCGGGAGGAUCGCCACCAACGACAGGGAGAGCGUUUUCGUAUACGACCUGCCGCGGGGAGACAAGUGGCUCGCCGAGAACCCACCAGAGGUCCCCCCUUCACUGACAAUCCACAAAGACUCGGUCCACGACAAGAGCGAGCUGACGCACCUCGGAGGCGUCAAGUGGAUCGGCGACCGGGGCGAAACCCUCGCGCUCGGCAUCAACGGACAGUUCCAGUCCGCGCUGCAGUACGUCCAGCUCAGCCCGUCGGGCAAAGCCUACCAGAUCCACCGCGCCAUCGACAACCCGGCCAUGUCAAACACGGGCCGCAGCUCCCACCAGAUCAACGCCGCGUCCAUCCUACCACUCGACGUUUCGUCCAUAUCCAACCACACGCGGCCACUGGUGCUCGCGGCCUGGCAGGACGGCACCUGUCGGCUCCAGGACCUGCGCACGCCCACGCCCUUUGACGCCGUCUACGAGGACAACGUCUACCCGGAAUCCAACAUCCAGCACCUCCUGACCUGGGGCACGGAGCGCUUCAUCGCGGGCGGCCCCAGCGACGAGCUCCUCCGCAUAUUCGACUUCCGCUGGACGAGGGGCUACUACCAUACGCAGGCGCUGCCGUGCCGGAGCGUGAUGCCGUACCCGGACCCGCCGCAGCCGUUUGCGAGCGAGGAGAGCCGCAGGGCGCGCGAGGCCGAGGAGCGCCGGGCCUGCUGCGACCACCUGGCCGGGUUCGAGUGCACGUGGCACCGCCAGUCGCGCGACAUCUAUCACCGGCCCAACUGCAACAUCUACUUUACGCGCAAGGAGCACAGGUCGGGACGGGGCUUCGUGAGGUCCCGCCACCCGAGCAUGGAGGGCGUGCAGUCGCUGGCCAAGGGCUCGGAUCUGUGCCCGAGCUUCUACGUCGGCGUGGUGGGCGGCUUCCUCGAGGCGAGGCUGGGGCUGCAGGGGACUUCGGGGGACGCGGUAGAUCCGAAUCUUUCGUAUCAGUACCUCGGCCUGCCGGGUGAUGAGGUUGGCGGCGAGGCUGCCGAGGCUGGCCAGGAGGGUUGCAGUGGCACAGGGUAUGAGACGGUCGAGCUGACGUCCAGCUUGAUGGAGACUGGUGACGGGCUAUCAGUUGCGCACAAUGAUCGGAGUAUUCCCUUGCCGCCACUCCGCCCCAACCCCAUGAUGAGAGAUCACCUCAAGAAGGGACCCAAGAUUCCAGAGGAGAUGGUUGACUGCCACCGUCUGGAUCCUCGAUACCAGCACAGCAACGACUUUGGCGACUUUGUCGCCUGGAAGGGAUCCUACGGCUCGCCUGUCAGGUAGAUGGACAUCAAUCAAAAGAUCCAAAAUUACGUCAGGUUAUACACAUUGGGCUAUAUACUGUUACAAAAAAAAAGAGCGACACUACACGAAAGCGCUGUUAAAAGUCCUCGACAUGCGAUCCGACAUUCUUCUCCCUCGCAAACCUCACAAGGUGCAUCCCCACCGCCAGAUCCAUCAGACCCAUACCGACGCUCUUGUAGAUGACGUUUCCGCGCUGCAGCCACAACGCGAGGUGGUCGUCCUUGGUCUUGGCCUUGGUCUCGGACUUGACAGAGUUGUGGCUGGAUGAUCGCUUGUGCGAGAAGAAACCCCUAUACCCACUCCGACUCUUUUCGCUCGCCGGCGGAGACGCGGCGCCGCUCCGGCUCGGCGAUGAUCCCCUGCUCCUGCUGGAUGCCCGGCUCGUGCUCGACCCGAACACGGUCGACAUGGCAGACGUCCCCGGCGUCAGGCUCAUCCCGUCAAACUCCUGAGCCAGCGGAGACCCGAGCGGCGUGUCGCCCCUGCUGCCCACCUCGGAAUCGCCGUCGCUCUCGUCCGGCAGGGAGCACCUCUGAAGCAUGACCAGCUCGCCAAGCUCGACCAGCUGGUCCGGAUGCAGGCCCGCGGCUAUGAGCUCGCCGGCCUCCUUGAGCGCCCCGUCGAUGGUGUCCACAAUCACAACGCCGCCCUCGGCCGCGUGCUUGUGAAAGUGCGGCCCGUGGCCCUUGUGCCGCUUGGUGGCCUGCCGCAGCACGUCGAGCGGGAUCUCUGCCAUUUGGGGAGUGUACGACCCGAUGGCGACCAGCAGCCUCCCCUUGCGCCUUCCCUCGGGGUUGGUGAGGAACCCGGCGGGGAACAGCUCCCUCGUCGACGGCGUGCAGCAGAAGAUGACGUCGGCGGCCCGGAUCUGCUCCUUGAGCAGGCGCUCGUACUCGACGUAGCCCGGCGUCAGCAUGGCGAACUGGCAAUCCGCCCAACCCUCGCGCCGCUUCGUCUCGGCGGGGAUGGUCCAGAAGCGCUUGAGCAGGUCGCGGCACCCGUCGUUGUAGCGGUGGUUGAUGAUGUUGACCUGCUUCACCGUCGGGCCGCGCGACUUGAGCGCCAGCCUGACGUGGUAGUAGGCCUGCAGGCCCGUGCCGAACACGGUCAGCACCUUGACCUGGUCCCGCCGCUGCACCAGGCACGUGCUGGCCAGUGCGGUCCGGAACGCCGUGAUGUGCGAGGCGUGCAGCACGGCGACCGGGUCGCCCCGUGCCGAGAAGAGCGAGAUGGCUCCGGUCGGGCGGACGACUGGCAGUUCUGGCGCGUCUCCAUCGUCGGCGUUUUUGGUCGCUUCGGGGGAGCUCAGUGUGAUAACUGGAAAACAACGGUACGCAUGUUGUUAGCCUCCCCCCUCAGGUCCAAGAAUGUGUUAGCUGUCAAAAGCUUAGUGCCAGCAAGCACAGCAAAACAAACCUUUGACCCCUAAUCCCGGAGGCCCAUGGGAGGGCAUAAACAGGCUCUUUGUCCCGGUCGAGGGCGUAAAGACGACCUGACGCUCGAGGUGGUUGUCAUCCUCUGGCGUUCGACUUUGGGUGCCGACGCUGUACUCGUGCAGGGCGCUACUGAGGGCGUCUUUGAACGACUCGAGCUCCUCUACCGUGAGGUCCUCGAGCAGACCCUUGAUCUGUCCGUCUGAUAGGAUCGACAGUGGCAUGGUUUAUGGGUCCAGGGGGUGGUGAUGGACAGGACGUCAAGGCUGCCCUUUUUGGGGGUAGUUUUCGUCUGAUAAAGUUGGACCUAGGGUUGCACUGUACUACCUUCUUUGGGGCUUGCAGAUAUCUGGGUCCCAGUGUAUAGACUAUCUGUGUGCAGGAGUGAUGUUAAAAUCAGGACUAGCCAGGUCGUAUGCAUAUAACAUUAAAAUUAUACAGGUAUUGAUAAGGAGGUCUCAUUGUACAAACCAAGACUGCUCUUACGUUAUUUAGGUCAGAUACCUAUUUGGUUAUAAUCACAUAGAUAGAUCAGACUUGUUGUAGAUGUUGUAUUACCGCAACUGUAUCCCUG
Pyricularia oryzae 70-15 is the source of this 4286-nucleotide messenger RNA. RefSeq lists its product as uncharacterized. The record is from RefSeq and is a predicted model, not a curated record. NCBI's taxonomy places the organism in Eukaryota, Fungi, Ascomycota, Sordariomycetes, Magnaporthales, Pyriculariaceae. The transcript has a single exon. Gene Ontology annotation, molecular function: protein binding. The coding region runs from base 189 to 2258 and encodes 689 amino acids.